AGCAACCGCCAGUCCUCGCCGUUGCCGGGAUAUUAGUGUGUGUGUUGUCGCGUGUACGAAACGUUGACAUUAUGACGUGCUCGCGGAUGCGACCCGCGAUCCUCAUCGCGGGCCUCUUAUUGGGCCUUCUAGCUGUGACCUUGCAGGGUGUGCAAGGUGAAGAACUAGAAAAAGUUCCCUCGGAGGACCAAUGUCGGCCUUACAUUGAAAAAGCUCUGAAGGAUUUGGGCACAGAAGGAUCUCAGGAGCUGUUGAGCGACGAGGACUUGGAAAUCGCUGAGAAUAAUGACGAAGGACUAGAAGAUGAAUUGGCACCCGAUGCGAACGAAAAUAUUGAAAAAUCGGUAAGCAGAGAGAGGCGCGACACUUCGGUAGAGGAUCACGAUGGCGGUGACGACGGGCAGGACGGCAAAAGCGAGGAAAACGAGAACGAAGUCGACCAAGAUCUAGAGACGGUAGAAAUAACUAGCGAACCGGAGGAUGAUAAUCAGGAGAAUGAAGUUGAUGCAGAUAAUUCCCAAGAAAAACGGAUAGACGAUGCUGAUAAUGAGGAAUCCGAUGAGCAGAGUAAUAUGGAUUCUGUUCAAAAUGACGAUAUCAACGAGAUCAACGACAACGACAUUGACGACAAUUCUACCGACAAUGCUGAGUCUGACGAGCUGAAAACAGAAGAAAAUGCUAAUGAUAACGAAGCCGAUGACACAAAUGAAAGAAUAUCCGUAGAGGAAACGGUUGAGGAGAGUAGUACGGAAAUUGUACCUGAGAAUGAGAGCAACGAGGACGAGAGAAAAUCCAUCGAGGAAGAAGUUAUAGUUAAGCAGUCUAUAGCUUCGCUGAAAAGUAGCGUUGAAAAUAACGAGGAAUCCAAUGAAGAACAAGAUGGAAAAUCCGAAGGAAAUAAUGGAAGCGAAGAGGAUGAACAAUCAAGUCCUGAAGAGGAGGAACUGAUUAUGGAAAUUGAAAUUCCGGAAGUUUUGAGACCUCGAGAUCACGUAAAUCAAUUGCUGAAACUGGACGAAGAAAACGAAGAUAAAGAAAAGGCAAUCGAUAAAGUUUCCGACAUUGUGCUGAGAGAUUUAAAAAGGCUGUAUGACAAUGCAAUUAAACCAUUGGAAACCUUGUAUAAAUAUAGAGAUCUCAGCAAUCGUCAUUUCGGAGAUCCAGAAAUAUUUUCAAAACCUCUAGUGUUAUUUAUGGGUCCAUGGAGUGGAGGAAAAUCAUCGAUCAUAAACUACUUAUUGGAUAUAGAAUACAAACCAAUUUCAUUAAGGACAGGUGCCGAGCCGUCUCCAGCUUACUUUAAUAUCUUAAUGCACGGAGAAGAAGAAGAAAUAUUAGAUGGAACACAAUUAGCCGCGGACUGGACAUUUUCUGGCCUUCAAAAGUUUGGCCAAGGACUGUUAGAUCGUCUUAGAGGCGUGAAACUGAAUAAUAAAUUAUUAGAAAAGGUAAACAUUGUCGAAAUUCCUGGAAUUUUGGAAAUUCGCAAACAAGUACAGCGAGUCUUUCCAUUUAACGACGCUUGCCAAUGGUUCAUUGAUAGAGCAGACAUCAUAUUUCUGGUUUAUGAUCCGUCCAAACUCGACGUUGGCCCUGAGACCGAAGCCAUUCUCGAUCAACUUAAGGGGCGCGAAUACCAGACGAGAAUGAUUUUGAACAAAGCUGAUCAAGUAAAACCUGAGGAAUUAAUGAGAGUUCAGGGCGCGCUUAUAUGGAACAUUUCACCGCUCAUGUCAAGCGCCGAACCACCAAUAAUGUACUCAGCAUCCCUCUGGUCCAUACCAUACGAAGCGGGGGCACCAACGAGGCUACUUUAUGCCCAGGAACGAGCCUUUCUUCGCGAUCUUCGGUCUGCCAUCGAUAAGCGAGUCGAGCACAAAAUUGCUAGCGCUAGAAGAUUUGCUGUAAGAGUGCGUAAUCACGCAAAAAUGGUGGACUGUUACCUGACGACUUACUACAAUCAAAAGAGCUUCUUCGCAAAGAAGAAAGAUAUUAGCGAUCAAAUUAUCGAGAAUCCUCAAGACUAUCACAUUUACGCAGGCCUCAGCACCUUGACAAACAUAUCGCGUUAUGACCUCCCCGAUCCGGACGUCUAUCAAGACUUUUUCCAUCUGAAUGCACUUUACGAAUUUCCUCUUCUUAGCUCCACUUGCACCUAUUUCCGAGGAUGUCCAAUUAAUAGGCUCGACGUCGCCAUUGCCUACGACCUGCCCGAACUCGUAGGCAAGUACAAGAAAAACGUCGACAUUGCUGUGCACAAUGAAGAAGAGGCUGUGGCUGCAGCCGCGGCUGCUGCUAUUGCCGCUCAGAGUGCCGCCGCCUCAAAGACUCCAGAGCAAUUGGGACAAGCACAACAAGGUCAAAAAUCACCAGCGAAGAGCGGAGCUGCGAGAUUAUCAAUGAGUUGAGAAAAGAGGCGAGAUGAGGAACGAUAUUCUGCUAUUUCAAAGCACUUGCUCUUUUUCAAGUCGUAACUUGUCU
Molecule: messenger RNA, 2481 nt
Organism: Ceratosolen solmsi marchali
Lineage: Eukaryota; Metazoa; Arthropoda; Insecta; Hymenoptera; Agaonidae
Product: sarcalumenin
Exons: 11
Coding region: 72-2408 (778 amino acids)
Molecular function (GO): GTP binding
Source: RefSeq, a predicted model, not a curated record